UGGACCACUCCGGUAUUCCGCGCUGCUCUCCUCGCACGGCAUAGCAGCGGUCGUUUCACGGCUCUCUGGGCCACUCGGUAUGCAUCCUGCGCUGCUCUCCUCGCGUAGCAGCGGGCGUUUCACGGCUCUCUUGGCCACUCACUAUUUCUACGCUGCUCUCCUCCUCUGCCCAUCUUCUCUUCCUGUUCGGACCCGCACGCACGAGGCAAAACCUGAUCCGGCGCUUUCUACCUUUUCACUGCCAUGGCCGCUGCGUCGACCACGAGUUCGUACCUUCCCGACGCCGCUGAGAAGGUUACUUCGCCUUAUGGCUCUUGGAAGUCCCCGAUUACCGCCGACGUCGUCUGCAGUUCUGGCAAGGAGCUCGGAGGCAUGGCCGUUGCCGGAGAUGGCCGGCUUGUUUGGAUCGAGACUCGACACGACCAAGGAGGGCGCGCUGUGCUUGUUAAGGAAUCAGCAAAGAUGGAAGAAAAACCAAUGGAUAUCAUACCUCCGGAGUUUGCAUCAAGGACGUUGGCCCAAUAUGGUGGCGGUGCUUUUGCUGUACUGGACGAUACAAUUAUUUUCUCGAACUACAAGGAUCAACGGUUAUACAAAUUAACUAUUGGAACAGGUUCUACACCAAUACCAAUUACCCCGGACUAUCGUGGAACUUUAGUCUGUUAUGCUGAUGGCAGUUAUGAUCCUCACUUCAACCGCUAUCUUACUGUCAUGGAAGAUCACCGGAAAGGUAGCUUAAACAAGCCUAUUAUUAUAAUAGCCUCUAUAGACCUAAAUGCUAUAAGUACUAAUGAACCAAAGGAACUGGUUGUUGGCAAUGAUUUCUAUGCCUUUCCACGGGUAGAUCCAAAUGGGAAGAGAAUGGCAUGGAUAGAGUGGAGCCAUCCUAACAUGCCUUGGGACAAAGCUGAACUUUGGGUUGGGUAUUUCUCCGAGAAUGGAGAUCUGUCCAACCGGAUAUGUGUUGCUGGUGGCGAUCCUACAAUAGUUGAAUCUCCAACUGAACCCAAAUGGUCACCCAAAGGGGAGUUGUUCUUCAUUACCGAUCGAGGAAGCGGUUUCUGGAACUUAUACAAAUGGGAUGAAAAGAAAAAUGAAGUGGUAGCUAUUUAUUCUUUGGAUGCUGAAUUUACCAAGCCACUAUGGGUAUUUGGCAUCAGUUCAUAUGAUUUUGUUUGGAAAGAUGGGGACAGCAGCCAAAUUAUCUGCACUUACAGACAGAAUGGGAGGUCAUUCCUUGGAAUCUUGGAUUAUGGUACAAAUUGGUUUUCAUUGCUUGAUAUUCACCUUAUUGAUAUUGGAAACUUAGUUAGUUGUGGCUCUUGUUUAUAUGUUGAAGGGGCAUCUACAACCCAUCCAUUGUCGAUUUUCAAGGUGAACCUGGAUGUGAACCAAUCAAAUGCAACCAAAUCUUCAAUACUUUGGUCUUCCUCCCCAGAUGCAACAAAAUACGAUUCAUACUUCAGCUUUCCAGAAGUUAUUGAGUUUCCAACUGAGCAUCCUGGUCAGAAUGCUUAUGCAUUCUUUUACCCUCCUUCAAGUCCCACCUACAAAGCAUCCGUAGAUGAAAAACCACCAUUGUUGCUUGAAAGCCAUGUAGGUCCCACAGGGGAAGCAAGUUGUGGACUGAAUCUUAAAAUCCAGUACUGGACUAGUCGAGGCUGGGCUUUUGUUGAUGUCAACUAUGGAGGAAGUACCGGUUACGGGAGAGAAUAUCGAGAAAGAAUUCUAGGACAGUGGGGUAUUGUGGACGUUAAUGAUUGUUGCAGCUGCGCUAAGUUUUUGGUAGAAAGCGGGAAGGUAGAUGGAGAACGACUUUGUGUUACUGGAAGAUCAGCUAGUGGAUACACCACAUUAGCUUCUCUUGCUUUUAAAGAGACCUUUAAAGCUGGUGCUUCUUUGUAUGGGGUAGCCGAUUUGUCUCUGUUUACAGUAGAAGCUAUCAAGUUUGAAUCCCACUACUUUGAUAAUCUUGUUGGAGAUGAGAAGGCUUAUCUGGAACGGUCUCCCAUUAACCAUGUCGAUAAGUUUAGCUGCCCAGUGAUUUUGUUCCAAGGUUUAGAUGAUAAGGUUGUGCCACCUGUUCAUGCUCGUAUGAUACACAAGGCUCUCAAGGACAAGGGCUUGCCUGUUGCUUUAGUUGAAUACGAAGGAGAACAGCAUUGGUCCAGAAAGCCUGAGAACAUCAAAUUCACACUGGAACAACAGAUGGUAUUCUUUGCUCGUUUAGUUGGGCACUUCGAAGUUGCAGAUCCAAUCAUUCCGAUCAAAAUUGAUAACUUCGAUUAGUAUGCUAGCAGUAAUUCUAAUUGUAUUACGUUAACUUCCAUAGAAGACUUUAAGUGGCCUCGAGUUAGAAUAAAAAAAAUGCAAUUUGAUCUUUUUGAUGUAGUACAUGUUAUAAUGUGGUUAUGAAGUGUAAACAUGAACUUUUGUCAUGAGGAUUGAGAAAUUAUUCUCCUUCCAUGAUCAAUAAAACAAACUACAGACCUACGGUUCCUUUUUCAA
This is a messenger RNA of Zingiber officinale, 2508 nucleotides long. Its product is annotated as probable dipeptidyl-peptidase 5. NCBI's taxonomy places the organism in Eukaryota, Viridiplantae, Streptophyta, Magnoliopsida, Zingiberales, Zingiberaceae. Gene Ontology annotation, biological process: proteolysis. The record is from RefSeq and is a predicted model, not a curated record. Gene Ontology annotation, molecular function: serine-type peptidase activity. The transcript has 18 exons. Bases 244 to 2289 code for a protein of 681 amino acids.